AUGGCUUCCCUUCUCCGAGCAUACAACUCUGCGUUGAUUCGCAGGCCCAUGUUGGCCCAAUGUCUCACUGGAGGCAUCCUAUUUGGCGCGGGGGACUUCAUCGCCCAGCAAGCCGUGGAACGACGCGGGCUAUCAGACCACGAUCUCAGUCGGACGGCGAGACUGACGUUCUAUGGCGGCUGCCUUUUCGGACCCACACUCACAAAAUGGUACCAAUUCCUCGGUCGCAUACAAUUCGCGAGUCCCACGAAAGCCGUCAUAUACAGAGUAUGGCUUGAUCAGGCGCUGCUUACGCCCGCUUCGAUCCCAUUCUUCUUUGGUGCCAUGUCGAUUCUUGAAGGGAAGCCACACGACGCUAUUCCCCGAAUCACAUCUGCCUAUGUUCCGACCCUCCUACGAAAUUGGUGUGUGUUCCUCCCAACCCAGAUAAUCAACUUCUGGCUUGUACCGCCGCAUCUCCGAUUUGUCGUUGUCUCCGUUGUUGGCCUAUUUUGGAAUACAUACCUAAGUAUCGCAAACAGAGAGCACUCUCGCCAACAUGUUGAGGCCAAUCCCACCGUUCUUCCUGUUGUAGAUGAAAAGGACGCAGUCCCUUAG
This is a messenger RNA of Pleurotus ostreatus (oyster mushroom), 597 nucleotides long. RefSeq names its product Protein required for ethanol metabolism (gene SYM1). The transcript has 9 exons. NCBI's taxonomy places the organism in Eukaryota, Fungi, Basidiomycota, Agaricomycetes, Agaricales, Pleurotaceae. Bases 1 to 597 code for a protein of 198 amino acids. The record is from RefSeq and is a predicted model, not a curated record. Gene Ontology annotation, cellular component: mitochondrion; cytoplasm; membrane.